Molecule: messenger RNA, 1222 nt
Organism: Caenorhabditis sp. 36 PRJEB53466
Lineage: Eukaryota; Metazoa; Nematoda; Chromadorea; Rhabditida; Rhabditidae
Source: the annotation of a GenBank genome assembly
AUGGCACCUCCUUCCACUCUGGAGCUGAUCUCUCUGCCCGGACGCGGUCGUGCCGAGACCAUUCGGCUACUGUAAGUUUUAAAGGGACCGGAACGUGGGACUCAUGUCAAUUUCAGUUUGGUGUUUGCGGACCGAAAGUUCGUCGACACUCGGAUGACGAUUGCUCAGUGGAGGGCCAGACGGAAAAUGGGUAAGAGGGUCUAGGCAAAAGUUGGGCUAUCCGUUUCCGUUUCUUCUUUCAGAAGGCUUCAACGAGGACACGAAGCUGCCGGUGAUGAAGAUCAACGGAAGCCGCACCAUCAUCGGAGUCAUCGACAUUUGCCGUCACAUUGCGCUUCAGUACGGACUGUACGGAAGUUCGAGUGGCGAUCAGGAGAAAAUCGACGAGGUCAUUCAGAAGUUGGAGGAGCUGAACACGGCGAUGAACCCGAUUCUGAGAGCGGUGCUCACGAAGAACUACGAUGCGAGGGUAUGAAACUCCAGAGCUUGCAAUAGGUGCAAGCGUGCGACAUUUUGGCGCGAAAUUAGCCACGGAAAAUCAUAAAUUUCUCACUUUUGCUCUUGGAUACAACAUUUAAUAGGUAAACACGAACUUUUUAAGCGCUUGAGCGUGAAAUUUGGUCGAGUCACAAUUGAGAUUUAUCCGUUUGACGUUUUACGGCUAAAAAUGUGUGAAUUUCAGUUGUUUUUCGGGAAUUUUUGUUGUUCGAGCGCUUGAAAUGCUUGUGUUUACGUGAUUGCUGACUUUCAAAAUCAAUUUUGUCUGAAAACGGUUCAAAAUGCGCAAAAUGAUAUGUUAGGUUUUUCGGCGACGAUCGGCGGCGGAAGAUGUACCAAAACGUCAGAAAUUUCGAGAAACACCGGUGUUUUCGUGUCAAAGUAUAGAUUUUCAUAGCUUUUGACAGCAAAAAGCAGAAAAACGCCAUUUAGGAGACCAUGAGAUUCCGUUUUUCAGAAAGAGUGCUGGAAUGUGUUCAAAGAAGAGUCGCUGUUUCCGUUGCUGCGAAAGUACGAGGAGUUGCUCGGCGAGCAGCGAUUCCUCGUCGGCAGUCAGUACACGUGGGCGGACAUCGCUCUCAUCGAGUUCCUGACGCGUUGCCAGCAGUGCUACGACAGUUUCUACCUGGCGCACUUCGAGCGCCUCCGCACAUUCUGCCAAGUCUUCGAGAGCCUUCCGCACAUUCGUCCGUACAUUCAGAGCCGUGUCGACUCGUUUUUUUGA